CGCCCCCGUCCCGCCUCUUCCUGCGGGGCGGCGGGAAGGGCGCGGGGCCGCCGCCGCUGGCCCUAUGGAGCGGGCGCUUUUCGCCUGGGGUGCGAACAGCUAUGGACAACUUGGUCUUGGUCAUAAAGAGGAUGUGCUGGUACCUCAGUCACUGAAAGAUGUUUCCUGCAAAUAUCAAGGUUUUAAAAGCAUUACUGGAGGAGGAGGACACUCUGCGGUUAUCACUGAUGCUGGAGAGCUCUUUGUAUGUGGCCAUAACAGAGAAGGACAGUUGGGAUUGAAUCACUCAGAGGAUGCACUGCAUUUCACUUUGUGCACUGCCCUGUCUGGCUUUUGCGUGACACAAAUUGCUUGUGGUUGGGACUUUACAAUCAUAUUAAUAGGAACUGGCCUAGUUCUCUCCUGUGGGUCUAACUCUUUUGGACAAUUAGGAGUUCCUCAAAUUUCAUGUCCAUGCUUGAUUCCACAAAAGAUUGAGUCCCUGAAAGAGAAGGUGGUGGAUAUUGCUGCAGGACUGAGGCAUGCCCUUGCUGCUACAGAGAGUGGUUCAGUGUUUCAGUGGGGAACUGGCAUGGCAUCUCGGGCAAAGCGUGCAAGCCAAGGAAAAACUCUCCCCCUGUUCUUGACAGCCAAGGAACCCUGUGGAGUAACAGGCCUGGAAGAUGUAAAGGUGAAGAGAGUUGCUGCAAGCUCCUACCAUUCGGUGUCACUCACAGAUGAAGGAUGCCUCUAUGUCUGGGGUAGCAACAAACAUGGGCAGCUAGUGAGCAAAGAGAUCUUUCUCGUUGAGCCCAAGAAGAUAGAGGCUCAUUUUUUCUCAUAUGAAAAAAUUGGAGCCGUUUGGAGUGGAUGGACACACUUGGUGGCACAAACAGAAACUGGCAAGGUAUUCACCUGGGGCAGAGCAGACUAUGGGCAACUUGGAAGGCGUGCAGUGGUUCCCAAUGGACAGGAGGCGUGCGGAGGAUCGGAACAAUGCUUGGAGCAGUUAUGUAACAUCCCUAUUUCAGUGCCUUGUCUAGAUGGAGCGUCUCAGAUUGCAUGUGGCUCAGAGCAUAAUCUGGCAGUAAUUGGUGGCUGCUGCUUCUCCUGGGGAUGGAACGAACAUGGGAUGUGCGGUGACGGCACUGAAGCGAACGUCCAUGUCCCGAAGCUGGUCGAAGCUCUUGGUUGCGCAGAGCAGAUGAUAGUCGGGUGCGGGGCAGGGCACUCCAUGGCUUUCUGUCAAACUCCGCGUUAGACUCGCCGCUCCAGGAACCACAGCAUCACGGAUGGGGACGUCUUUGCAAAGGGUGGCUCAGGAGGGCUGCGAGAGGAUUACCUAUAAUUGACACAAUAGUCUGAAGAUGCAGAGGAACUUUGUUCCAAAGCCAAAAGGAAUGAUGCUUAGAAAGCUAUUACAUAAAGACAAACUGAAAAAAAAAAAUAUAUAUAUGUAUAUAUAUAAAAAAAAUUAUUUCAUGGGUUCUUUUCACAGGAAUUGUACUCACAGGUAGAAUGACAAACAUUUUGCUUUGAUGCAAUACCAGUGAAGAAGGAAUGACUCUUCCUUGUUCUUCUGAGAUGUUUUUGGAAGAGGAAACUGACUGCCUAAUCACUGAUCAUCAGAGUCUAAAUUCUGUCUGAGGAACUAGUGUGAGGAGGUGAACACCCAGGGCUACUUCUGCUCUUUUAUUUUUGUAUCUUUGUCAUGAUGAAUAUAUGUAGCACCUGCCAACUUCUGCCAGAGUAGUGAGCUCCCAGAAUCUCUGAAAACCUCAUUUGCAUCACAGAGAAGUGUCAGUGGACGUAAAUAUAUGCAUGCACAUUUCUUUAAACAGAAGGAUCAGGAUUUAAAAGAACGAAGGAGGUGUAAUUUAGAAAGCUGACAAAAGGGAGAAAGCAAGGGCCUUCUGAAACUAUCUUGAUUAAACUGUGAAAGGAGCAGCAAUUACGAAGAAUUAUUUUCUGUACCAGGCACCAGUUGAUUGCAGAUUUUCAGGGAUGCAGAUCCACCACAAUUUUCAUUAAGUUGCAAACCAGACCUAAAGUUUUUGAAGCUAAUACUUUGGGAAGAAAAGCCUUUAAGAGUUUUUGGAAAUGAUAGAAAACUUGUUGAAGGGCGUAAGUCAGCUGUAGCAGUUGAGGACAGCUGGAUCCAACAUAGCUCCAGUGGUUCUAGCUGCCUUUGAAAAGGAAGACCUCCCAGUCUAAAAGGAAAGUUUCUACCAGUUCUCCAGCCUACCAGCCUAAAAUGCAUCUCACAGUGGUCCUGAUAAUUUCAGGCUGGUUCUCGCAUCUGUUUCUCAGCCGAGCUGAGUUACUGUUCAGAGCAUGCCCACAAUGCUUGCUCCAGGUGAGUGCUUGGCAGAGGGAAGGUAGGCCUAACACCUGUUUUGGUGGGAGAAAUGGAAAAGUGUAAGUUACUUUCAGAUAUUACUGACUGCUUAUACUAAGGAGAAUUUUGGAAGCUAGUUAUAAAACUUUUGCACACACAUACAGUGGAUGCCAUUAGACUGGAUGCUUACCACCCACGAUAGUUAAAUUUGCUGUGGUGUUUGAUGUAUUCAAAGCUCUAAAUAUAGAGAAUACUACUGUGUUCUAAGUGCACCUUUUAAUGAGCCCCACUGUUGCUAAACAGUGGUUUAUUUUUAAAGCAAGCUUGCCAGGGAAGGAGCCUUACAAAAUGCUAGGAGAAGGACUCUUAGAAAAUAGGACAGGAAAACUUUCUAAUGAUGUAUCAGUUCAGUCAUGAGGAGGAGGAAUUAUGGUAGUAAUAUGCUCUGUGAGGAUAUCUUUUCCGCUUAGUUUUACAGUAGUCAUAGUUCAUGGCCUUAUUUUCAGAUGCAAUAUCUUUUCUGUUGAAUGGAGAAGAAACUCAAGCUGACUAUGAAGCUGAUUAUAACUGCAUUAAAGACAUUGAAAGAAACAUGAAAAUAAUAACAAAAUGGGUGCUCUGCAAAAAAUGCAGAAUGAAGCCUUCUGUUGUGAUUUUUCUUUUUUUAAAUCCCUGUGUUGGUUGUGGCUGUUCAUGGUAAUAUAUUGCUCCAGGCUGCUACCUCUUGCACUUUUUCUUACCUGAGGAGGUUGCUGUUUAUUGAUUCUCCCCCUUGCUGCUUUCCAGAUGCAGCAGUCUCUCUGAUAUAUGCACUGAACAGUUUUGCAUACUUUUCUGGCUGUUGUCUUUGUCAAGGCUUUUACCUUCCUUUCCCUCCAAAAUCCAUGUACUGAAUAAACAUGCUAUCCUGUUUCAGUAA
Messenger RNA from Dromaius novaehollandiae (emu), 3236 nucleotides. RefSeq names its product secretion regulating guanine nucleotide exchange factor (gene SERGEF). Gene Ontology annotation, cellular component: membrane; cytoplasm. The record is from RefSeq and is a predicted model, not a curated record. NCBI's taxonomy places the organism in Eukaryota, Metazoa, Chordata, Aves, Casuariiformes, Dromaiidae. The transcript is spliced from 11 exons. Gene Ontology annotation, biological process: protein ubiquitination. Gene Ontology annotation, molecular function: ubiquitin protein ligase activity. The coding region runs from base 65 to 1240 and encodes 391 amino acids.